AUGAGUCGCUUUUCCUGCAUCUUCCCUACCUUGACAGAUGGGUAUGUCUCGAAUCCAGAUCACACUCGUGCCGCGGGUCGGCGGACAUACACAAUCGACCUGAGCGGAUGGAAGGCCCCAGGCAGUGAGACAGAAGCCCAUAUCCUGGCAGCCUGGGGCCUCGUUCUAUCCAGCUACGUGGGCACCGAUGAAGUGGCCUUUUACGUUGUGCCCACGACUGGUCCGGAUACGACAGCAUUGGCCGACUUGAAGGUCGAGGGAGAUAUGUCUCGCCAGUCCCUCACUUACGCUGCGGAGCAAUUGUUGCACCCGGGACUCGUGGGUGCUGGCCAGGUUUCCGGAGAGACUGCCAAUACCAUCAUCACCUUUGCGAAGGAUAUUGAGUCGUUAUUUGUUACACAAACCGAGGCAGCAAAUGUGGGUACUGCCAUGGCCCAGGCGCUGGCCGAGGUAGGGACAUGCGACAACGACAGGCUAAUCAAGGACCUCAACCUUAUGAGUCCGGCACACCUUGAGCACAUCUGGCGGUUUAAUGCCAAUGUCCCCGGUAUAUGGGAAGAGUCUUUCCAUGAUGUGAUUGAGCGACACGCCACUAAUCGACCACACUCCCCGGCGGUCGAUGCCUGGGACACGAAGCUUACCUACGCCGACCUCGUAAGGGAGGCACGCCUGCUCGCAGCGUACCUCCAGCAACGCGGCGUGGGUCCAGGCUCAGUGGUCCCCAUUUCCUUCGAACGGUCGGGAGCAGCUCUGGUUGCUAUGCUGGCUGUGUCCAAGGCCGGCGGAGCCUUUGUUAGCGUGCCCCCGAAUCUCCCUGCUGGACGACUCGACGCCAUCCUGGAUGUCAUCGAAGCACCGUUUGUGGUAACUUGGACGAGGUACGAAUCGUUCUGGGCUGAACGUCUGCCUACGCUCCCUAUCGACAACUACCCCAAGCCAGCUGCAGAUACGACGGUGGAAGCCCUCGGAAAGCCAGAGGACCUUUUCUACGUGAUUUUUACUAGUGGCUCUACGGGCCGACCGAAAGGUUGCAUGCUGUCCCAUUCGAACUGGUUAAACGGUGCUCUCCGUAACGCCCCUAGUUGGAAGUAUGGUCCCGAGAGCCGUGUCCUUCAAAUGCUGAGCCACACUUUCGACAUGAGUCUACUGGAGAUAUGCACUAGUCUGGGAUCUGGGGCUUGUGUUAAUCAUGUUAUCAUGACACCUUCACUUGCCCGCGCCUUGAGACCCGACGACGUGCCCGAGCUAAAGACAAUGUGCCUGGGUGGUGAAGCCUUCCCCAAGGAGAUAGUCACUAUGUGGUCUGAGCGGAUUAAUCUCUGGCAGUUCUAUGGCCCCAGCGAGUGUUCCAUUAAUUCCUCGUCGCGUCCGAUCACACGGCCCGAUGCUGAUCCAUUGAACAUUGGUCCUCCCAACUCGGCUGCUUGCUGGGUAGCAGAUGUACACAAUUACAAUAAACUGGUUCCUGUUGGCGCUAUUGGAGAGUUACUUGUUUCUGGGCCCAUUGUCGGCAUGGGAUACAUGAAAAAUCCAGUAAAGACAGCCGAGGCAUUCCUUGAAGAAGUUGGAUUUGUGGCGAAGGAUGAUCCCCAGUUUGGUGGAUUCCGGUUCUACCGAACAGGUGAUCUUGUGCGCUGGAACUCGGACGGUACUAUCACCUUCUGCGGCCGUGCUGACACACAAGUCAAGCUCAAUGGCCAAAGACUCGAACUGGCCGAGGUGGAAUAUCAACUGGGGCUGGAGUCCGGUGUUCAGUAUGCCAUUGCCAUGGCGCCUCAGGCGGGCCUAUGCAAGAACAACCUCAUUGCUAUUCUCACAGUCAAGGGUACCAGCACUGGCAACCAGGAUACGGCUGCCGACGAGAUUCCACUGUUAGAUCGCCGCGAUCCGAUCGUUCAGGAGACAGUGAAAAAGCUGCGUUCGCAACUUCAACACGCUUUACCGCGGUACAUGGUACCAACCAUCUGGGCAUUCGUUGGGCGCAUGCCCAUGUCAGCCUCUGGCAAGAUUGAUCGCGUACAACUGCGGGAUUGGGUACAGAAGAUGAACCAGGAGACUUUCGACGCAAUCACUGGCCGCAGCUUGGAAGCCGAAGAUCAUGUUCUCGGCCUCAGUCGGCUAGAGCAGGAGGUUCAGCUCGCCUGGGCUGAAGCGCUGAGUUUAUCCGCCGCCGAAGUAGGCCUGCAGCAGCCGUUUGUUGCGCUGGGCGGGGAUUCCAUCAAGGCCCUAGAUGCCGUAGCCAGAUGUCGAGCUCGUCAGAUCAAGAUUAGCAUGGUGCAUACCUUGUCUUGCGAAGGCGUCCGAGAGGCUGCCUCUUUGGCAGAAGUGCAGGAGACCCCUGCUCAGCAGGUGGCGGAGAUGGCAGUGGAUUACUCGAAUCUCUGGACCCGGUUGUCAGAUGACUACGAUCUUGACAAGCUAGGUGUAACGCAACUUGAAGAGGUGGAAGAUGUUUUCCCCUGCACCACCAUGCAAGAGGGCAUGUUCCUUGGCCAGAUUCGUCGGCCUGGAGCUUACCACAUGCGCUUCUUCCACCGCGUGCAGCUGAAAGGUGGUUGCCUGCCUACCGUGGAACGCAUCCAACAGGCCUGGGCAUCCCUUGUCGAAAGACAUCCUUCACUACGCACAGUCUUCGUGGAUGACCUGUCCCCAGAGGCCAUAUACCAUUCGAUCGUGUUGCGGUCGGUUCCAAUGGAGCUUAGAAUGCGUGAGGUGCCGCGCGACCUCAGAGCUGAAGCCGCCCUCGCCAUGUUCACGGAGGAGCUUGUGCCAUUUCGUGCCAAUGCCCCCUUACACCGCAUGCUUUUGCUGACCUGCCGCGGAAGGGUACCUUAUUUCAUGUUGGAAAUCUCUCACGUCAUCAUGGACGGCUAUGCGUUGUCUGUUUUCCGACGCGAAUUCAUCCGCGCUUGCUCCUCCAGUGCCCCCCUACCGCGAGGCCCAGACUACCGCAUGUUUGCCAACUACCAUCGCACACGACAAACCGACGACAGUGCGAGGUAUUGGACUAACUACUUAGCCGACUGUGUACCAUGCCACAUCCCUACUCAUGCGGUGAGUGCACCGAGUGAUGCCCCCCCUGAAUGGCCUCGGACGCUGCAGCGGCGCGACUUCGGCUUUGAGAAUAGUGCGGCGUUCCUGCAGCGAUGCAAAGAGCGCCAGGUUACACUCGCUUGUGCGAUCCGCGCUGCAUGGGCGCUGGUGCUGCGCGCCUAUACCCAAUCAGAGGAUGUUUGCUUCGGCUACGUCUCGUCCGGACGCAACGUGCCGGUGCCCGAGGUCGAGACCAUCUUUGGUCUGUGUCUCAGUAUGCAGGUCUGUCGAGCAAGACUAAGCGAGGCUUCCACGAUUGCUAGUCUCGCUAGGAAGAUCCAGGAGGAUUAUGCCGCUAGUUUGCCGUUCCAGCACUACCCGUUGGCUGAGGCACAACGCGGGCUGAAGCAAACACACGGACAGGGGCUGUUCAACACGGCGAUCUCCAUGGAAUGGGUGCCUCCGAGUGUAGAGGAUGAGGAUGCCUUGCUGGAUUUGGAGGAAAUUUGUGAACAGGAUGACCCGACUGAGUACGACAUCGCCAUCAGUGUGGAUGUCCAUGAAGGCCACAUCAAACUGGGCUUCCUCUAUUGGCCUAAUUUGACGGACUUCGAGAUCACCCAUCUAGCCGAGGCCCUGCGGGGUGCCAUGAACCGCUUUGCCUUCCAGCCCGACGAGGCUCUCAACACUCUCAGUCUACUGCAGGCUAGUGAUGUUUGCUCCGCCCUGGCUGACGGACCUACGCUGUUGCCUCUCGAAGCCGUCCGCGGCAAUGUGGUGUCAAUGAUUGACCGCUGGGUGACGCGCCAACCGGAAGGCGCUGCCAUCGAUGGAUGGGAUGGAUCCCUGAGCUACAAGGAACUGCAUGAGCAGUCUUCCUGGGUGGCUCGCAAUCUUCUCCACCAAGGCGUACAACUCGGAGACCGCGUUCUGGUAUCGUGCGAGCCGGAUGCGUGCUGGUGCUCUCGAACCCGACGGACCCAGAGAAGCGCCUCCAAUGGCUGGCAAAAAAAGUGCAAUGCUGCCCUGAUCGUCGCCGAUCCUACAUACGAAGAGCGGUUUGCGACUGCUGGUGCCCGUGUACUAUCAACAACCACUGUCUGUGCCCCAGCAGCCUGGGACUACGAGUUCCCAUCUCUAGACGAACAUGACCUCGUCAGCAUUCUCUUCACUUCCGGAAGCACUGGCACCCCGAAAGGCAUUCUGAUGGAGCAUGGCGCACUCGCGACCAGUGUGCUCCUUGGCCAUGGCCGUACAUUACGCUUCUCCCGCUACACCCGCAUGCUGCACUUUGCCUCGUUGACCUUCGACGCUGCCUUGGCGGAGAUGUUCACUACCUUGGCACAUGGCGGGUGUAUCUGCGUGCCUUGUGAGGAUGACCGUCUUUCUGACGUGUCUGGUUGUAUCUCCCGCUUUGCGGUCAACACGGCUAUGCUGACCCCCUCGGUCGGGAGGCUGUUGGACCCCGGGGCUCUGCUAACCUUAAAGACCCUGAUCAUGGUGGGCGAACCAAUGUCGCGGCUGGAUGUGGAGCGGUUCGCUCCGGUGCUUGACCUGUACAACGGUGCAGGGCCUACAGAAACAUCCAUCAUGGUUACAAUCGCCGGGCCGAUGGAACCUACUGAUGAGCCAGUAAAUCUGGGCUAUGCUGUCGCUGGGGUCAGGUUGUGGGUGACUGAGGCUGAGAACCCUAAUCGACUGGCUCCGUUGGGAGCAGUCGGCGAGUUGAUCGUCGAAGGCCGCUUGGUCACUCGUGGAUACCUGGAUGGCCCAGCACGGACGCAGGAAGCCUUCCUUCCCAGUUUGCCAUGGCUUCCAUCACAACAUGCCUUGUACCGAACAGGUGAUUUGGUGCGGUAUGCUGACGAUGGUAGUCUACGGUAUAUGGGACGGAAGGACACGCAGGUGAAGUUGCGCGGACAACGCAUUGAGUUGCAAGAGGUCGAGUAUCAUCUACGAAAGAGCUUGCAGCAAGCACAGAUUGUGGUGGAGAUGGUCGUUCCGGCGGGGAAGAUGCGUGCUCAGGCUAGCCUGGUCGCUUUUGUCAGUGGGCUGACUGCGGAAGAUGUUGAGUCGUCGUCUGCAUGUAACUUGGAAGGAACGAUACUUAUCUCGCAAAUUGUCUUACCCAAGAGUGCGUUUCAAGCGCUUGAGGAAGUCCUGCCACGCCACAUGAUACCGUCGGUGUAUAAUGCCCUGGACACUAUUCCGCUGUCGGUCAACGGCAAGGCAGAUCGGCGGCGACUGCUGCCGCCCAUAAGAACACCAUUGAAGGAAAGCAAGUCCGUCAAAUGGACGCCAGCAUCGGAGCUGGAACGGACACUGUUGGAGUUGUGGGCUGCGACACUCGGACUCGAGGCUGAGACAAUCCACGGCGAUGACAGCUUCUUUGAAUUAGGCGGUGACUUUGUCUCUGCCAUGAAGUUGGUAGCCACAGCUCGGGAUAAAUUCAAGCUGUCGUUGAGCGUUCCCCAGAUGUUCAGAUACCCGACUAUUUGUCAUUUAGCCGCCGAAGUUGGGGAGCCCGCUGGGCAGUCAGCAAGCUCAGCUUCAUCCACAACGGAGGAAGGGUUUACAUUCAGCACGCCAGACGACUCUUCCACUAAUGAUGGAGUCGACGACGACUUCUUAGAGCUGGUCACUGCCCAGCUGGCCCAGUUAGCCCAAGAGAAGGGCAAGAAGGUGGAUAUUGCUGCUCUUCUGAAGCAGCUGCAGGGCGGUUCCUCUUCCAAUAAGACUCCGUCCGUGUCUUCCUCAUCUUCAUCAUCUUCGUCAUCCAAAAGGAAGAAGAAUGCGGCCAAAGCGGAAUCUCUGGCCGAAGCAGCUGCUCCUAUCCCAGUGCAAUUUUCCUUGCUAGAUGGUGGCGCAGAUGCUCUGGAUAAGGUCCGUGCACAGGCUGUAGAGCAUUGCAAGAUCACACACGAGGAUAUUGAAGAUAUUUAUCCCGCCACAGCUUUGCAAGAAGGGAUGAUGGCACUCACGGCCCGCACACCUGGAGUUUAUACCACAAGUUUGACCGGCAAUCUUUCCGAGCUGGUCGAUCUCGCAUGGCUGCAAUACGCCUGGGGUAAAGCUGCUGAGGCGCAUCCAAUCCUCCGGACCCGGAUUAUCCUGACCGACAACAACACGGCAGUGCAGGUUGUGCAGCGUGCGAAAGGGCUUCCAUGGGACACAUAUUCCUUGCGAGAGGACGACGUUCUCCCGGACCUAACGUCGAACAUGACCUCUGGAUCUCCCCUUCUGCGCCUGGCUCUGGUACACCGGCAAAACCAGCCCCGAAUGCUCCUGGUGGCCAUUCACCACGCCCUCUACGAUGGAUGGUCGAUGCCACUCCUCAAGCAGGCAGUUGAGGAUGCCUACCAUGGUCGGGACUUGCGGUCACAGCCCUUCACCCCAUUCAUCAAACACCUCAUUGCGGGGAAACCGGCCGCACAAGACUUCUGGACCACACACCUGGACAGCUUCGUAGGAGGCAUCUUCCCUAAGUUGCCUAGCAUCUACCACCAAAUCCAGCCGACGAAACGCCGAACCCGGCCAAUGACUCUGCCAACAGCGGCCCCCAAGGCCCAGUAUACUAUGGCGACAAAGAUUCAAGCAGCUUGGGCUGUGACUGUGCCGCGAUAUGCAGAGGUUAAUGACAUUGUCUUUGGUACUGUUAGUACCGGACGCUCAGCGCCUGUGCCAGCCAUUGAUCGCAUGGUUGGUCCCACCAUUACCACUGUACCUGUUCGCAUCUCGCUCGGUGACCAAGCGGAUCGAGUCCUCUCACUGCUGCAGAGAGUCCAAGAGGAUAGCUGGAACAAAUUGGAUCAUGAACACCUGGGCCUACAGCAUAUCCGCCAUCUCGGUGAAUCUGCAGCUGCCGCUUGUAGCUUCCAGACGCUGCUUGUAAUUCUGCCGCGUGAACAGCCUGACACCAAAUACCGUUCUACUUUGCUUUCAGGAUUGCAGGAUGUGGCCGAACUAGAGGGCGUGGAUACUUACCCGCUAAUGUUGGUGUGUGAGCCUGACAGUGCCAGACUGCAUUUGACUGCCGUGUUUGAUCGAGCCGUUCUGGACGGAGCCACGUUGGACCGGAUGCUCGCUCAUUGGGAACUGGUACUAACCCAGAUGUGGAAUGAGCCUGAUAUGGCAGUGAUUGAAAUUGAUGCUGUAUCGUGCAGUGAUAAAGAGACUUUGAUGCGAUGGAAUACUGGAGAAACAAUACCUGACGGGUGUGCCCAUGACGCAGUGUGUGAGUGGAGUAGGCGCACCCCUCACGCACCCGCUGUCUGUGCUUGGGACGGGGAUUGGACCUACGAGGAACUAGAGAGAUGCUCCUCUCUCGUAGCCAGUCAAAUCUUCGCACAUGGUCUGUCCUCCGGAGACUUUGUUGCUCUCUACCACGAAAAGUCCCGGUGGACAGCGGCCGGAAUUCUCGCGCUGUUCAAAGCCGGCGCCAUUCUCAUUACUCUUGACCCGGCCCAUCCCACAGACAGAAUCAAGGAUAUCCUGGAUCAAGCACGACCGCGCCUCAUCCUGACCUCCCAGUCCCUCCUCGAUGUGGCUAGAAAUCUGGAGACCCCGGUCCUGAGUGUACAGUUAGCAGCAUCACAGCCAUUGCCCGAAGGAUGGUCCAGUCUACCCACAAUAAGCCCCACCCUGGCUGCAUAUGCCCCGUUUACCUCUGGAUCAACAGGUCGACCGAAGGGGAUCCCGCUUGAUCAUCGUGGUCUGGCGGCUUCAACUGCAUCAAUAGCUCGUUCUUGCCUACUCCGCCCAGCAUCUCGGGUACUUCAUUUUGCUAGCUUCGCCUUUGACGCCAGCAUGAUGGAACAACUGAUAGCAUGGCACGCUGGUGGCUGUCUAUGUAUUCCUGAUGAAACCGCAAGGCAGACGGACCUGGCCAAGUGUAUCCGGGAUUUUAACGUUACUUGGGCUUUUCUCGCACCUUCCUGUCUAAGAUUAAUCACCCCCGAUGAUGUUCCGUCCCUCCAAGCUUUGGGACUCGGUGGGGAGUCUAUGACGUCCGAAGAUAUCACCAUCUGGAGCCCGAGGCUCCGCCAGAUCAUCCAGCUGUACGGGCCAGCGGAGUGUUGCAUUGUGGCUGCAUUGACUGAAGUGACAAAACCAUCUGAGAAUCGGUUGAUAGGGAGACCAAACGCCUGUCGAUGCUGGGUAGUUGACCCGCAGAACCCAGAUCGCCUAGCGCCCAUAGGCGCUGUCGGGGAAUUGCUAAUUGAGGGGAUUACUGUCGGUCGGGGUUAUAUUAAUGAUCCUGACCGAACCACUCCGGCAUUCAUACGGCCUCCUAAAUGGCUUCAAACACUGUAUCCUGAUGACCAAGAGCCAAAGCGGCUCUAUCGGACCGGUGACCUCGUGCGUUAUGCUGGUGUGGACGGCAAGCUGGCCUUCAUCGGGCGAAGAGACGGUCAGCUCAAGCUUCACGGACAACGUACUGAGUUGGCGGACGUCGAAGCCCACCUCCGUUCUCUAAUACCCGGGAUGCAAAAGAUGGUUGUCGAGAUGGUUCACAGUGCGGACAACCAGAGUCCCUUUUUGGCUGCUUUUCUAGAAGAAAUAUCAACGUCACAAAAGCCAAAAGAGCGUGAGAUUGGACUAUUGCAUCUAAGUCAAUCCCAAUGUGCCCUAGAUGUUAAGGCCAUUGAUAGCGCGUUGUCGCGAACGGUUCCACAAUACAUGAUUCCUAGCAUGUAUCUACACAUUUCCCGUCUGCCUCUAAGCGCAUCUGGAAAGCUGGACCGUCGCCACCUCCGCGAGAUGGUAGCAGAGCUUCCACACCAAAGAAUUAACGAGUACGCUGCUGGAUCAGGCCUCAGCGUUCCCGACCGGCCAGUAACAUCCCAGGAGCGCGAGAUGCAGGCUAUCUGGGCACGAGUAUUGUCACUUGACCCGAACACAAUUGGAGUCAACGACGAUUUUUUCCGCAUCGGCGGCGACUCCAUUUCCGGGAUGCAGGUCUCCACGAAAUGCAAUGCGGCUGGCAUCCAUAUCACCAGUGCGGAUCUCUUCAGACACCGUACCAUCGAGCAACUGAUAUGCCAUAUUAAUACUAUCAGAACCACUGACUGUGCGUCAGUCUCGCUACCUACAGAGCCGGUGGACGAGUGGGUUGCUCUCGCCCCUAUCCAGCAACUCUUCUUCGAAGUUGCCCCAGAGGGGCCAAAUCACUUUAACCAGAGCCUGCUCCUUCGCACUAGCCGCCGGGUUGGUGUAGAGGAACUCGCCGGAGGCCUGGAUAUUCUUAUUGGAAGAUAUUCUAUGCUACGCGCGAGAUUCUGCCGCAAGGAUUCCGGCCAGUGGUUCCAGCAGGUAAAGUCGCUGGAUUCUGAGCCUGUUAGUGCCUUUUACCGGUUAGCUGCGCACAACCAGAUCACUCGUGAGUCGCUGCCAACACUUUUUACAGCGGCUCAGAUGGCAUUGUCUAUUGAGGAUGGGCCGCUCUUGACUGUGGAUCUGGUAGAGCUUAAGGACGGUAGUCAGCUCGUCUACCUGGCGGCCCAUCAUCUCAUUAUUGACCUUGUCUCGUGGCGCAUUUUGCACGGAGAUCUGGAGGAAUACCUCCAGACAGGCUCUCUCAGUUCCGCUACAGGGUCGGUUCCUUUCUUGACCUGGACUCAAUUACAGGCCGAAUACAGCGCCGAACACCUCACUCCCGCGCGUGCUUUACCUGGCUUCCAGGAAGCAAACGAUGAUUUCGAUGUCAUGAGGUACUGGGGAAUUUCUUCCGAGUCGAACACGUUCGGGCAAACCUCAACAUCCAGAUUUACCUUGGACCGCACUGUGACUGAUAUUCUCUUCGGAAGCGCUAACAAGGUGAUGGAUACUCGACCGGUUGAGAUUUUGCAGGCCGCCCUCUGGUACUCUUGUAAUCAAGCUCUCACUGACCAUCCGGGUCCAAGGAUUUAUGUUGAAGGCCAUGGGAGAGAGCCAUGGACGGAUUCCAUCGACGUCUCGGGAACGGUUGGUUGGUUUACGAUCAUGUCUCCUUUGGUGUCCACUCCAUGGCAUCACCUAUCACGGAAAUCAAUGCGGGACUUCGUCGAUGUACUCAGCUAUAUCAAGGACCAACGCCGACGCAUUCCGGCAAACGGAUGGGCUUACUUCACUUCUCACUACCUGAACGACGAAGGUAGGGUUGCAUAUGGGCGGACGAAGCCGGUUAUGGAAGUUCUGUUUAACUACAUGGGCCAGUACCAGGAGAUGAAGCGUGAGGACGCCAUGCUACAGCUGGCUGGCGAUGACGUCCAGUCCGGCACCGGUGCUUCAGACAUUGCCGAUAACGUGCCACGCUUUUCGUUGAUUGACGUUACCGCGUUCACUGCGAACGGGUGCCUAACCUUCGAGUUUACAUUCCCGCAAUUGAUACAGCAGGAUGCUCGACUGGAACAUUGUAUUAAGGAGUCCUUCGAUGGGCCUACGUGCCCAAGACGUCUGGAAUAUCUACCCUUGCUCUCCCGUGCAACGGGGCAUGUUGUUGGCGCAGCUGCGCGAUCGGCAGGCAUAUCAGCAACGAUUCAAGUUUCAGGUUAUGUCUCGCGGGCCAACAGACCAACUUUCAUUGGAAAAGUUUCAGAUCACAGCCACUUUGACCAGGUAGUCAUGGUCCCUGGUAGCCUUCAGCACCUGGUUCGAGGUGAUGCGAUGGACGCCAAUCCCACGGAGGGCCUACCUCACACGAUCAACAUCACCAGCGACUCGACUGGCGCCAUAAUCUGCGAGUGGAAUGUCAGUCAUGCGUUAGUUGAUGCCAUGUCGAUAGCUGUCAUUCAACGGGAGGUCAAUCAAGCGUUGGAAGGUUCGCUGGGACAACAUCAAAAUCUACCACAAUACGUGGAAUACAUUGAAUGGCUUACUCUGCAAGACAAUACCGAGGCGCAGGCAUAUUGGCAAAAAUAUCUUGAUGGGGUGGAACCAUGUCUAUUUCCGAAACUGACUUCUUCGCCAGACAAGGUCAAUCCGGAAGCUACGAUCGCUGCCAUUCGUGCCACCUGGUCCCGCGAUGCUCGGAUGGACGAGCUAUGCCAUAAGCACGCUAUCACAUUGACAAAUCUAUUCCACAUUGUCUGGGCCAUCGUGCUCGGCGCUUAUGUAGGCACUGAUGAGGUUUGUUUCGGCUAUACAGCUCUUGGCCGAGAUGUGCCUGUCCACCGGGUUGAGACGAUGGUCGGCCCUUUAGUCAAUGUUCUUGCCACGACCGUCCGGCAUGAAGAGAACGAGACAAUCUUGAAUGCACUCCUCACCCAUCAAGCCCACCUCACUAAUAGCCUCCAACAUCAACAUUAUGCGUUGGCAGACGUGUAUGCGGCUUUGGGACUGGUCGGAUCUCAGCUGUUCAACGCUAUCGUAUCGUUGCAAGAUACAUCUCACUUCGACGCUCCAGACGAGCAAAGAACCCGGCUCGAGAUGCUACCUGCAAAUGAUGUCUCAGAGUACGAUGUAGCCCUCAAUAUCGGUGUUGACAAAUCCUCUAUUCAGCUGGUCCGCAGCUACCAAACCGUAUCUCUGUCCGCUGAGCAGGCCGACGCACUACUGCGAACGGCCUUUCAUGUACUGGAUGAAAUCCUGAGAGACCCCACCCAACGAUUUUGUGAGCUCGAGGUCAUCAGCCCUAAGUGUAAAGAGCAACUUGUGAAAUGGAACGCUGGCAUGCUUGCCCCAACCGAUGAAUACAUCCAUGAGAAGAUACAAGGCCAGUGCCGUAUCCACAAUUCCCGACAAGCCGUUUGUGCCUGGGACGGCAUCUUUACCUACGCCGAAGUCGACGAUUUGUCUUCACGCCUGGCAGCACGGCUCAUUAGAAUGGGGGUUACCUCCGAGGACAUCAUCCCAAUCUACUCACCCAAAUCCCGAUGGACGGUCAUCGCCAUUCUAGGGGUUCUAAAAGCUGGGGCUGCCUUCACGCUUCUGGAAACAUCACAUCCAAUGGCUCGACUGCAUGUGAUAUGCAAUCAGAUCAAGGCCCCUAUGAUUAUUGCACCAGCAUCGCAUGCCAUUCCAGCGGCUAAUUUGGCUCCUAUCUUAGUCGUGCUCGACAAAAUCAUGUCCUUAGCCCAGGAAAGACCAGUCCCCUUACCGGCUGUCGGUAUACCACCAGCGAGAGAAGCUCUCGCCUAUCUCAUCUUCACCUCAGGUUCCACAGGAAACCCCAAGGUGGUUAUGGUCACCCAUCAGAAUUUGUGCAGUAAUGCGUCGAUCAUCACAACGUCUGUCAAUAUGACUUCCGACAGUCGGGUGCUACAGUUUGCAUCACAUGCAUUUGAUGCGUGUAUCUUGGGAUUACUAGGUGCGCUGAUCGCAGGUGCCUGUCUGAUCAUCCCGUCCGAGUCGGAGAACAAGGAAGACCUGGCUGGUUGUAUGGAGCGCAUGGACGUCACUUGGGCACUUCUGACCCCUUCCGUCGCAAGGAUCUUGAAGCCGGAGACCCUUCCCAGACUCCUUAAUUUAGUCCUGGGUGGCGAGCCGAUAGCUGCUUCGGAUUUAGACAUGUGGCGGGGACACGUCCAGGUGGUGUGUGCCUAUGGCCCAACCGAAACUACCAUUGUCGCUAGUACGACAUCACCCUCCACAUUUCCCAUGGAUGGUAAGAAUAUUGGCGUGCCAAGCGGAAGCUCCCUUUGGGUCGUCUCCAGGCAGAACUAUCAAAAGCUGGCGCCUCUUGGAGCCACAGGCGAGCUUUUGAUUGAAGGACCCAAUGUAAGCCUGGGUUAUCUUGGUGAUCCAGGGAAAGCCAACAAAGCCUUCCCAGAUUCUCCAAUCUGGCUGUCACAGCUCCGGAAAUCGCCUACCAGGGUCUACCGAACCGGUGACUUGGUUCGCUUCGAUACAACUACGGGCACCAUUCGCUUCGUCGGACGCAAAGAUAACCAGAUCAAGUUCCAUGGGCAGCGCAUCGAGCUCGGCGAGAUUGAACAUCAUGCUCAGUUGGCUUUUUCGAGUGCCAGCAUGGUCAUCGUCGAUUUGAUAACCCCUGAACAGCCUCAACAGCCAUAUAUCGUUGCAUUCGUACAUCAAUCAGAUGCAGCGAAUGAAACGACUGACACAAACGACACCCUCCUGCUUCCUCCCUCCGAAGCCUUCCGAGCAGACGCUCUGGCAGCGCAGAACAAGAUGUACGAACGACUCCCGCACUACAUGGUCCCAGCAGUGUUCCUCCCUUUGCAUCGGCUUCCUCUAUCGGUCACUGGUAAAGCCGAUCGGAAACGUCUCCGACAAUGUGCACUUGCUCUGUCCAGCCCUGAGCUUAGUGCAUACCGCGCCACGGCCUCGAGGAAGCGUAUGCCUUCCACAGCAGCGGAGCGCAAAAUGCAGGGAUUGGUUGCAACUGUUCUGGGAAGGGACCCUACUGAGAUCGGCAUGGAUGACAGCUUUUUCUAUCUGGGAGGUGACUCCGUGCAAGCAAUGCGGCUGGUUGCCGAGGGUCGUCAGCAAGGGCUUACCCUCUCCCUUCGAGCGAUCUUUGACUCUCCCUGUCUGGGUGACCUUUCUGACCAGGCGAAAAGUCUGAUCGAAGAUAACCAGCGAGCAUCGACCGCGUCACGAGGCAACCUACGUUAUGAUUGCGACCAAAUAGACAAAAUAGUUGCAACUAAAUCCCUCAACAAGACUGACGUAGUCGACGUCCUUCCCACAACCUCCUUCCAGCACCACUGGCUAGACGCACAACUGAAGAGCUACAUUGUCGCCGACAUAUCAGGCCCGAUCGACCCGGCCCGUCUCCUUAGAGCCAUGCAUCGUGUCGUGGAGGCUCACCCAAUUCUCCGAGUAUCCUUCGUGCCUUAUGAAAACACCACCAUGCAAGUGAUCCUAAACAAGGCCGUGGCCAUAAAAAGUGCCGACCCGUCCAACACCACCGUGGAAGAAAUUUGCCGCCAGGAUGCAGAUACCCCAACAGUUCCAGGUAUGCCGUACCUGCGCGUCAUACUAGCGACCCAAGUCGAAGCCGAUCAUACAUUAAUCUUGCGCCUUUCUCACGCCCAAUACGAUGCCGUCUCACUUUCCCUCCUCAUGAAUGAUCUGGGCCAUGCAUACGCAAACGAGACUCAUCCCUUACCUUCAUCCCACUUCCCUCGAUUCAACGACUACACUACCUACCAGCAAGCUCAGAGAGCCGAUCCCACAGCAAUCACAUUUUGGCGUCAUCUCCUCCAAGAUGUCUCGCUCACCUACCUUAACCUCCAGCCAGCCGAGUCCUCGGCCAGCAAUGGGACUCCGAUUACACUUUCCCGCGACAUUGACAUCGCUAUUUUCCCCUCACUUCCCAGCGACAUUACCAUAGCCACAACGGUCAAAGCAGCCUGGUCCCUGGUCCUAGCCCAGAAGACCAAUUCCCCUGCCGUGAUAUUCGGCCAAGUGGUUCACGGUCGGGCCAUUGCCCUUCCUGGGGUCGAGGGAAUUAUCGGUCCCUGUGCCAAUAUCACGCCCGUUGUCGCACGCCUGGGUCUUCAGACUACGGGAUUGGAAUUAAUGCAAACAUUGCAAGACCAACACCGCUCUGCUAUGCCGUACGAGACGGUGGAUCUUGAUGACGCGCUGGCGUAUGCCAAGGACUCCCAGGCCGGGCGUAAAGGAUUACAAACAAUUGUGCAGCAUCAGAAUAACGUGAUGGUUGAUGAUAUGGAGUUGUCGCUCGGGGAGGUGAAGUGUGGGGUAGAUGUCAGGGCAGUAGAUCAUCUGCCGAAAGAGGUAUGGGUCUAUUCGUCUGUUGAUGAGAAGAGACCGGGUAUGUUGGAGGUGAAGAUCAUGUCAUCAACGUUGGUGCUGGGUGAGGAGGUUGCGGAGGAGUUGAUGGGUUUGCUUGUAGAGAAGAUAGUGGGGUUGUUGAGGCAUCCUGAGAGUGUCUGUUUUUGAUUGAGCUUUGUUGAGGAGUCGGAGUAGAAUUUGGACGGUUGUAUAUAGCUUGUUGAAUGAACAUGAAGUGAAA
Molecule: messenger RNA, 14956 nt
Organism: Aspergillus neoniger CBS 115656
Lineage: Eukaryota; Fungi; Ascomycota; Eurotiomycetes; Eurotiales; Aspergillaceae
Product: nonribosomal peptide synthase
Exons: 9
Coding region: 1-14883 (4960 amino acids)
Biological process (GO): secondary metabolite biosynthetic process; amino acid activation for nonribosomal peptide biosynthetic process
Cellular component (GO): cytoplasm
Molecular function (GO): phosphopantetheine binding; catalytic activity
Source: RefSeq, a predicted model, not a curated record